Macrosteles quadrilineatus (aster leafhopper) is the source of this 5051-nucleotide messenger RNA. RefSeq lists its product as uncharacterized. NCBI's taxonomy places the organism in Eukaryota, Metazoa, Arthropoda, Insecta, Hemiptera, Cicadellidae. The record is from RefSeq and is a predicted model, not a curated record. Bases 56 to 4969 code for a protein of 1637 amino acids. The transcript is spliced from 14 exons. Gene Ontology annotation, biological process: signal transduction.
CGGGAAUAGCAGCGUCGUGGUCAGCGUCGGCCGUCAUGUAACCUAGCGCGAUACCAUGGCGGACCGUCCCCGUAGACCCAAGUACACCAAGACCAGUAGUAACAGUAGUACUAGUGUAGACCCAAAGCUGGAGGACAUGGGUAAACCACGGCCCGACGUCAGUCCGGGAGGCUCUAAAGAGACACCGGAGAAGAAGAGAAGUCGGCCGAAGAGGGAAAGAUGGCUCCUCACCCGCAAAACCUGGAGAUACAUGGCGGACGCUGGGAGAAGACUCAUCCCGGAGGGACUCCAGAACAGGCCCGAGGAUGUUCCAAGGAUCGAGGCUUACUUCCAGGAAGUGUGCCACAAGGAACCGAGGUUUUUGCUGUGGAGGAAGCAGUCUUACCCGGGAGCUCUGGGGAUCCGCCAUCGCGGAAGAUCGAGAGGAGGCAGAAAAAAGAUCGGUGGUAGUUGUCGUGACAAAACUAGUUCUGCCGAUGAGGCUGAGGAUAUCAAGAAAGGUGCCACUGCGAGGUUGACUCCUCAACAAGCACGUAAGUUAGGCAGUAAACUCGAUCUAAAAAAAUUGAAAGAAGAUUUCCUCCUUGGAAUUUCCAAUACCUCGCAGCCUCAAAGUACAGUAUCGUCUCCCGAGGAAGAGAGCAACUUACUUUUAGAAACGCUUGAAAUGUACCUGAAUGAAAAACCUUCCGAUUCAAAGAGUCCUAGUACCUCGAGAUCUUCGUUUAACCACGAAGAGCUACUAGAAAAACUUCGAGAACAUUUGGACAGCAUCGAGAGAUUGGCUGCGGAGGAGCGAGCUCGAACUCCCAGGCCGACGAGCGUCCACUUCGAAGGUGAUAACACGCAGAAAAUGCUUUUAGAAACUUUAAGGAGAUACUUCGGAAAAUCAACUAACAGGGAAAAGGUUAUCAGUGAUAUUUUAACAGAUAGGAAAUCACUCGAGGGGUUGUAUUUCGAUUUGAGAAAAGCGCGAGGGUUCAAAAGUGGCCGUAGCAGUGGUGAAAGUGUUGGUGCGGGUUAUAGUGCGACAGCAGUUAGACGACAGUGGAAACCCAGAGGGGGUGAGAGGUCCUUCCUGUACCAGGACUUGCGAGAGGAGGACGCCGACGAAGAGGUUGGAUCCUCAGACUCGAGACAAGAAGUGACGAGUGAAACGUCACCUCCUCCACUGAUACAGAUUAAACCUGACAUUGAACCUCCGGUAAAGACGUUCGCGACGCAAACAGAAGCCAUACCUGCCAGUGUCUUAGUGGCUAUACAAGACGAGUUAAAAAGGUUAAAACUAGCUAAAGAAGCCGAACAGAAAGUGGAAGAGGAUAAACCAAAGCCAAAACCAUACACGAGGAGAAGUAGUGUGACGGAUAACGACGACGUUUCACCUUCAGUAGGAGACACAAUAAAGCGAUAUCUCCGGAUGGCGAGGAAGAAAAGUGUGGACUCGGACAAAGCAGACAGGUUCAAAAGAGUGAAUUACGAUCAAAACAUUAGAAACAUAAGACCCAAGGGUGAAAUAACGCAGAUUGGAGACGACGACGGUCUCGACAAAGGAAGUCAAACGGAAGAGUCUUGGGUGGUGGCGUUAAAGGAGUUAAAGCUGGAAGACAAAUUGUACGAAACGACCAGCCCGACCGAAGAGCAUUUCAGCUCCAGGAUCACUAGCUCCAGAAGCAGCGUGGACACCGGAGUGGAAGACCUCUCCUCUCCUCCUCAAACUCCAAUUCCACCCACAAAAUCGCCCUCGGGAAUUUUACAAACGGGUCAAACGUUCUUGUCGAACCUGUUGCACCAAAAAUCUCGUAACAACUCCUCUGUGUCCGCAGUGCCUGGUGCCAUGCAGAAGUCCAAGUCCACCUCCAGCGUGGUCGUCAAGAAGAUCUGGAAGUCGAGGUCCAAGAGUCAGACGAGGGUGACAUCUCCAACCUCUGCCUGGACUCCGCAGGGUAACUGUCAGUGGACCAAUGGCGUUGGACGGACUGUCACAUUGUCGGACACGACGUUGUUGCAAUUGUCUAGUUUGUAUUGGUUGUCGUGUGUGUUCCAGGGUAACUGUCAGUGGACCAAUGGCGUUGGACGGACUGUCACAUUGUCGAACACGACGUUGUUGCAAUUGUCUAGUUUGUAUUGGUUGUCGUGUGUGUUCCAGGGUAACUGUCAGUGGACCAAUGGCAUUGGACGGACUGUCACAUUGUCGGACACGACGUUGUUGCAAUUGUCUAGUUUGUAUUGGUUGUCGUGUGUGUUCCAGGGUAACUGUCAGUGGACCAAUGGCGUUGGACGGACUGUCACAUUGUCGGACACGACGUUGUUGCAAUUGUCUAGUUUGUAUUGGUUGUCGUGUGUGUUCCAGGGUAACUGUCAGUGGACCAAUGGCAUUGGACGGACUGUCACAUUGUCGGACACGACGUUGUUGCAAUUGUCUAGUUUGUAUUGGUUGUCGUGUGUGUUCCAGGGUAACUGUCAGUGGACCAAUGGCAUUGGACGGACUGUCACAUUGUCGGACACGACGUUGUUGCAAUUGUCCGACAUUGAGAGGAGAGUCCUUCAAAAAGUCGCCCUCGCUAAACUGCAAGCUCUCAACUUGGGGGUCGCUGUUAGGAUACCGUCUGAUAAUGUGUCGGCGAGCACGGUGCAAAAGCCUAAGCGAAGAGCGUACCUGCUCAAGCGUAAGGCCAUCACCACUGGCCUCUUCGACACCAAGUCUGGCAAAGAAGACAAGGAAAAGGUGGAGGGUGGUGGCCUUGUCUUCGGCAUUCCCCUGGGCCAGUGUGUGGAGAACGAGCGUCUCGCCAGGUCCAAGGGUGAUUCUCUGCUAGGAGAUGACUCGGAUUUGAGGCGGAAGUCCCACCACGGAAGUCGCUCAAGCUUCAGCAGCCUGAUAGAGCAUGGCGCAAAGGAUGAGAAAGGUUCCUCUGAGAGUCUGAUGUCCCCGACGCUGAGUAUGCCUGGACUGUUGGACUCCCUGUCAGUAGGCUCGGCCCUGGACCUCAGUCUAGAGCAGGGCGGAGUACCAAACAUCGUCAGUUCCUGUCUCAGGCACCUGGAGAACCACGGGCUCCACACCCUCGGCAUCUUCAGAGUCAGCAGUUCCAAGAAGAGAGUACGGCAGCUGAGAGAAGACUUUGACUGUGGGAAGGAGAUGACGAUGGAAGCAGACUUAUGUCCUCAUGAUGUCGCAACAUUGCUCAAAGAGUACUUCAGAGAUCUUCCAGACUCCCUACUGUGCAAAGAUCUCUACCAGGCCUUCAUUCAGACACAGAGGAUACGGAACAGGCGGUUACAGCAAGAAGCAUUGCAACAUCUGGUCCAACUAUUGCCUGUGCCCAACCGAGACACUCUGUACGCCUUGCUCUGUCUACUGGCUGAAGUGGCCCACAAUUCGGAGGAUCACAAAGACAACUCAGGAGAAUGGGUGGUGGGCAACAAGAUGGACAGCAACAACUUGGCGACACUGUUUGCUCCCAACAUCCUGCAUCCUUGCAAACCUUCUGGGAAGGAUGAGUUGAGUGCGGAGCGCACAGAGGAGCGCAGCGACGCUAUCAAUGUCAUCCGAGCGCUCAUCGACAACUAUCGAGAUCUCUACCUGGUUUCAGCAGAUUUGCUUCACGAGAUUUACGUCCACAUGAUGGACUCUCAUCCUGAAUUCUUAGACCAAAUAAUGCAAAAAAAGGAUUUAGCUACUGAAGAGACUGAGGAUCUAGACAACAGCACGGUGUCGGACGAGAGGUUCCAGAUCUCUCAGGAGUCACUGAUGGAGCGCAAAGUCUGGUCACGAGAGGCGUUCACCCACGAGACUGCGGGGAUGGGUGGACCUGACCUGGAGAUGAAACCUAGUAAAAAAGAAAAGGAAAGAACUCGAGAACGUGUGACCAAAAAGCGUUGGAGAGAAGAACAAACAAUGACAACAAGAAGAAGAAUAGACUCUGACCAAUCUACUCCCUCAAGGAGGACCUCUUCCACAAGUCAUCCUGAUGAAUCUCUCUACAUUGAGGAUCCUAUGGUGGUUAGGGGUAAGGGGGGAGAGAGAGGGGUGAUCACAGCUACACUUAAGAUACCUGUGCCUGCCUCUACAUCCCUCACACUGGGUCUGGACGACUCGGACAUCCCAUACAUCGAAGACCAGGAUAGGCAUCAUGUUACAGUAAGAUCGUCUGAUUCUUCACAAGCGUCCACGUACAUCCACCACGUCGCUAUUGCCACUGAUUCAGCCGUCGGUUCGUCAGUAAGUCCUCCUCGUAACUCUGUCAGCAGUUACAGCAGUGGAGGAGUGUUUAGUUCCCCUCCCUCUUGGGCUUCCUCCCCACCCACCUCCCCCGAUUCCACUGUUUCCCCCUCCUCCUACCUGCCUGAAGACACCCCUGCCACCACUGCACGUAUUACCAUUCCUACAAAACGAACACCUGAUCCUCAGCAAAGGGUAACCAUCCAGAGGGUAACGAUCAAGACUGCCGGUGAAGUUCAACAGGUGAAGCAGACGUACAGCCGCCAAGAGUCAUCCAGCUCAUUGUCUCAGACGCAGACACAGGAGAGAGAACGACGUCGAAGCAAAGACUCACCUUACCAGCGGCUGGGAGUGGGGAGUGGCGAGAAACUGUCAAAGAGUGCGAGCUCUACCGCAGUGACGCAAGCGGUAGAGCGAACGAUCCCGAUAGUGCAGGAAGUGAACCGAGACAGGACAUCCACCCCGAGCAUUUCCAGUAUAGGGGGGGCGGUCAUGCGAUCAAAGACGGCCGACAUCGAGCGAAUGCUCAAAAUACAGACUACCAAACAAAGUAAAAAGAGUACGAGUGAGGAGGAUAAAAAGAUCAAACGGAAGUACACGGACAGUCGCCACUUGACGAGAUCUCUCCCUCAGGCUACGGAGACGGCCGAAACUGCGACAACGUCGACAACAACCACACUGUGGAAGCGGAGGGAGAUAAUUUCCAGUGAACCAAAAGAAAGGAAAGGGUUACCAAAUAAAAUGUAAAUACUGUGUAAAGACAGUGCCUUCGAUUAAGUCAUGUUUAUAUUAGAUGUUAUUUUCUUUAUUAAAUUAAACUAUAUUAUGC